AUGUACGAAUUAUUUCUCACGGCUUUCGUCGAGGACAAGGACUUUGAUGCAGCUUGUGCAGUUCUCGGCGGAUUCUGUGCCAUGACUCCAUGGGAGACGCUUGAUAGAGUGCUCUGUUUUCAAGGCCCCCCUCGGCCAGGAGGCAUAACAAACCAGACGUCCAUUGACAAACCGAUGAGAAAAGAUGCCGCAUUCUUGUGGAAGGACCUCCAUCAAAGCCUGAGUCGUCAGUCUUUCAUCCUGCAGGCCAGGUAUGAGAUUUUAAAAGAACGAGAUAUGGGCCCGCUCUCGCCACCGAUGGAUCUGGACAGUUUGCCAGGCCUGUUGCGAUGGACUGAUUUUCCCGAGCCUCCUCAUGGUCGACCGUUAAUCACCCAAAGAAAGAUGGUGGAGAUUUGGGAACAAAGGAGACUCCCUUCAAUCUUGAGGGAUAACCAUUUUAGAUUUAAAACCGAAACCUUGGAGAAGAACUAUCGGUUCUUUCGUGAUGAAAUUGAAUUCUGCCUGACUCGUCAUUACUUGGUCAGGCCGAUUGAGGAUUACAGUCCACUAGAAUCAAGAGGUGAUGACACCAUUAGCCCGCUAUCGGGCUUACCUGCCUGGGACGCAGUCACUCCAGUCGAUAUGCAGAAUCGCUGGAUACUUUUGGUCAAAUCGCACGUCGUUCAAGACAAUAAGCCAGAUGAAAUCCGGAAAGUUCAGGACCUCCUUCUAGCGAUUCGCGGAGAGUUGGAGGGUGCAUUUUCUUUCAUGACUAUUGACCGCAAGGUUCAUGACACCCGUAUCUCCUUGCAGCAGCAAGGGAUCCAGGCAUUGCCCCAAAAGAUCAAGGUGGGGAAGAAUUGA
Ustilaginoidea virens is the source of this 846-nucleotide messenger RNA. RefSeq lists its product as uncharacterized. The coding region runs from base 1 to 846 and encodes 281 amino acids. Gene Ontology annotation, cellular component: mediator complex. The record is from RefSeq and is a predicted model, not a curated record. Gene Ontology annotation, molecular function: transcription coregulator activity. The transcript is spliced from 2 exons. NCBI's taxonomy places the organism in Eukaryota, Fungi, Ascomycota, Sordariomycetes, Hypocreales, Clavicipitaceae. Gene Ontology annotation, biological process: regulation of transcription by RNA polymerase II.